AUGACCACUCCACUGGAAGAUGCAAUGGACACCUUGAUCAGGAUUUUCCAUCACUACUCGGGCAAAGAAGGAGACAGGAACAAGCUCAGUAAAGGAGAACUCAAGGAGCUCCUUACCAGUGAGCUCACUGACUUCCUUUCAGGCCAAAAGGACCCCCUCCUGGUCGAUAAAAUUAUGAAUGACCUGGACUCCAAUAAGGACAAUGAAGUGGAUUUUAAUGAAUUUGUCAUUCUGGUUGCUGCUUUGACAGUGGCAUGUAAUGAUUUCUUUGAAGAACAGCUAAAGAAAGAGGAAUUUUAA
Molecule: messenger RNA, 300 nt
Organism: Zonotrichia leucophrys gambelii
Lineage: Eukaryota; Metazoa; Chordata; Aves; Passeriformes; Passerellidae
Gene: S100Z
Product: S100 calcium binding protein Z
Exons: 2
Coding region: 1-300 (99 amino acids)
Molecular function (GO): calcium-dependent protein binding; calcium ion binding
Source: RefSeq, a predicted model, not a curated record